UGAAGGAAAACAACCUCCUACUUCCAGGCUGUUUUCAGAAGGGGAGACUGAGAGAAAAAGAGUGUUUAUUUAAGUCGUUCCCAGAUGGCUGAACAGUACACUAGCAGAAAGCCUGAGCAGCGAGGCAGUGUCAACCGUUCACCAACAUUCAAGAUGGCUCGCACUGUGUACUUUUGUUGGAUUCUCCAAUACACCUGCUGCCUCCUUGUGUACUCACAUCUGGUUAUUGAAGAAAAAGACCCAGAAACUCCACAAAACAAGAAUAUUUCUGGUCUCCAUCCUGAGCAGGAAUCCAAGUAUACUGGCAUCUCCAUUGUAGAACUGCCAAAUAGUAGAAAAAUAAAUUUCAGAAGAGAUGGUAGAAGAAUGAGCCCCAAUCCACCCAAAAAAAAUAACAGAAUUGCAAUGGCUCAUAAGGUGAAGAAGCUAAAACCAGAGAACGGUCAUUGUGUGCCACUCUGGGGAAUGUGUCUUCCACCAUCUCCACGAUGUUGCAACCCUUGUGCCUUCUGUCACUGCCGAUUUUUCAAUACUGUCUGCUAUUGCCGGAAGCUAAAUGCCAAGUGUUUGGACAAAAUGUAAGCAGUUGCACCCGUGAUGAAGAAUAGCACAGCCAGCCUGGCUAUAAAAAAUUAAAAGUAAAUACUAUGCAUGUCUUCUUGUUGGUCACUGUCAAAUCAAAUUAUGGAUAAGGAUAAAGGUAUUCCAAUUGAUUGAGAAUUAUUUACAAAUCAACAGUAAAAAUACAGAACCUUCAUUGUUUUGCGCUAUGUCUGUGAAAUUGAAGGCUCACAAGCCCACAUCUAAAAAAACGUUUGGUAAAUGUUUUGGGGUGGAGGAAAGAACACCAAGAGAGUCAUUUAUCAAUUGCAAAUACAAAAGUGUGACUUACACCACCUUUGCAAAUAAUCACACAACACCUUUUCUCAAAAAUAAAAUUAAUAGAAUCGCAAAAAAAACGAUAACAUUUCACUUAACUUCCUAUCAUACCUCUGAUUCUCAAGUUUUAGCAGGAGCCUAUUGUCAUUGGAAUCUUUUUUUUUCAGAGCAAUAGCAUGAUCAUCUUAUGUAAUAAUGUGUUUUCUCAUAUAUAGAAAACACAGGGCAAGAUCUAGUUCAUUUUCCAAAUUUUGCUUGUCCUUGGAGGAAUAUUUAUCCAUAUUGUAGUCUAUCAUGGAACACAGAACUUUACAGCUGACAUUAGAACAUCAGAAACAGGAGCAGGAGUAGAUAUUUUUUCCCUUUGAGCCCGUGUCCCCAUUUAGUAAGAUCAUGCCUAAUCUGAUUGUGAAUUUAACUCCAUUUUCCUUCCUUACCCUCUUGGCAGUUGAUAAAUGUAUACAAACAGGAAAUCGCUCUGAUGAAUUACAUUUUUCUCCAGGAAGCAAUCAUGAUCUUCCAUAUGCCAAUAUUCCAACUUUCCUUCAACUUCAAUCAAGGUUCUCUUGAGUAUGUGUGGAUUUAAUGAACAAAAAUGGCCUUCUGUUAUUUGUUCUGUUCACAAAAUUGAGUGUCUGCUUUUUAAUGCUGUCUACAGCACUGGCUCAGAUUUUCCAAUAGACAAUUAUUUCUGUAGAGGGGCAAAGGUCCCUCUUGAAACCCUGAAGUAACAGAUUCAACAAUUCCAAUAGCAAUUCCAAAAGUAUCCAUUUAAAUCAGAUAAUUUAGAGGUUUGACUACAGUUAGCCUGAGAAUUACAUGAAAAUGUCAAAAGAUUGAAACUUUAGUCAAACUCCUAGGUAACUAUUAAACUGACUCCAUAACGCACUAUUCAUUCCCCCACUUAUAGCUCUCUUAGAUUUCACAUGCCCACCAGACUCUGACCUCACAUGAAAAUCCCCUGUUCACUGUGACCUGAGAGCCUCCACCCCUUGAGCACCCCUCCCUUCACUGUCCCUAACCCACAUCUCCAUCACUAGAUCUGCAAAGCCCCUCCACUGGACACAACACUUCCCUCCCGACCUGGAUUUGACAGCCCCUUCUCAUCCAGACCAAUUAACCCUCUCCCCCAGUGACCUGACAUCUUCUCAUGCCCCCCCUCCCCAGUCCUGUAUCUUUCCCGUUCCCCAUCAAGAUAAAAUGUUCUAUGUCAAUGAAACUGCAUUCCCUCCCAUCAAUGUGAUCUGACAUCCUCUUCCCCUCCUCACUGGGUCACAACAUCCCUUUCUCCCACUUGAAAACCCAACAUCCGCAACCCAAUCCUCUCCCAAUUCUCAGACCCAACAGUAUACAUUCUCUGCCACCAGAUAUUGUAGUCGCGUCUCUCCAAUCUCCAUUAAAACACUCCAUUAAUUAACUUGUACCUACCCACCUGAAAUCCUAUACACCUGGCACCACACUUACCCUUUCGCAUGAGCUGUCAAAGUGGUUGUCUGUACUGCUGAAUUUUCAAAUCUCAGAAUAUGUCAACCAGCAAGGAAAAGGGUCAUUGUUUGAAUUUUUCAACCAGUCUGUUAUACAGGGAGUUGUUAGAUUUCAGAUUUACUGUGCAUUCCCCAAGUAGCUGUGAUCAACAUUUUCUGUCAAAAAUCAUAGAAUUUUACAGUAUAGAAGGGACCAUUUUACCCAUCGUGUCUGAACUCACUUCCAAAAGAGCUACAUAAAAAGAAGAUCUGUUAAGUAAUGUUGAAGAAAAUGUGAAGACUGACAAGUCUGAAGAGGUCAUAUGUGAUCUCUUAUAAGAGUGAACAGCGUACUGUCUGAAAGCAGGCAGAUCUCUGAAUGAUUUCUGGAUCAAUAAUAUUUCACAAUAAUUAAGCACAAACUUCAUUAUACAGAAUGGAAGGUGAGGGGAUGUGCCAGGAUGCUUGCUGAAAGGUUAUCUUUCAUGAAUGGGAGAGAUCAGAACUAGUGUAUACUGAUUAAAAAUAAGGAAUGUCCCAUUUAAGAGACAGACUAAGAGAAAUGCUUUUUUCUCAAAGUACUGUUGAUCUGCAGAAUUCUGUUCCUCUGAGAACAAUGUAGUUGGGAUUAUCAAAUAUCUUUAAGGUUGAGUUAAAUAGAUUCUUGACUAAAAAAGAAGUCAAUGAUAUAUGGUUAGGCAGGAAAGCAAAGGCCACAAUCAGAGCAACAGUAAUUUUAUUAAAGCAGAAAAUGCUGGAGAAAUUUAACUGUUUCUCUGUCCACAGAUGCUGCCAAACCGACUGAAAGUCCCCAGCAUUUCCUGUUUUUAAUUUCAGAUUUCCAGUAUCCAUAGUAUUUUAUUUUCAUAUAAUUCUAUUAAAUGUCAAAUCAGGUUCAAGGGCUAAUUAGCCUAUUCUCCCUGCUUCCAAUUCAUGCUGUACAUAUGUAUAUCAAGUGCAACAGUGGAAAUGGCAGACUGUCUUCCACCUGAAAUUAAGUUACAGUAAAUUAAUUAUUUGAUUAUAGAUUAUUGCAGCGAAACAGGGUUAUAAUUAUAGGGGAUUUCAACAUUUGCCAACAUUAAUUGAGAUGACCUUAGUGUGAAAGGAUUAGAUAGGGUGGAAUUUUUAAAGUGCAUCCAGGAGGCCUUUUUGUGCCAGUACGUCGAUAUCUAGUAUUGGAGAUGGACAGUGUCAGACCUAAUCCUGAGAAUGAAUCCAGUUAAGUAAUUGAAGUUUCAGUGGAGGACACUUUGGGACUAGUGACCAUAAUGCUGUAAGGGAUAAGGAUAGUGUGCAAGUUAAGUGUCUAAACAGGGGGAUGGCAAAUUUCAUUAUUAUUAACAGGAGCUAGCAAACAUAGACUGGGAGCAGCUACUUGCAGGUAAGUCUACAUUUGGAAAGUGGUAGUCUUUUAAAAGUAUUAUAGCAAGAAUUUAUGGUCAGUGUGCUCCUCUAGGAGUAAAGGGCAAGGGCAGAAUGUUCAGGGAACCCUGAAUGUCAAGGGAUAUUGAUAGUUUGGUAAAGAAAAGGAGGGAAGCAUCUGUCAGAUACAGUGCAAUAAAAACAGUGGAAGCCUUUCAGAAAUAUAGAGUAUGAGGGCUGAUUAAAAAAGAAAUUAGGAAGGCAAAGAAGGGUCAAGAAAUAUAUUUAGUAGAUUAGGAAAACCUCAAGGCAUUUUAGAAGUACAGAUAUAUGAAAACUGAGAGGAUUACCGGGGAAGAGUGGGAUGUAUUAGAGACUUAUGCAUGGAACCAUUGGACAUGGGUGAGGUCUUAAAUGAACACUUCUCACUUGUAUUCACAAAGAAGACAUGGUAACUGGAGAUUUCAGUUAGGAUGGAGAGGUUCUAGAAUAUAUUAAGAUUAAUAAGGAGGUUAUUGAUGUUUAGCAAGCAUAAAGGUCAAUAAAUCCUCAGGGCCUGAUGAGAUGUAUCCAAGGCUGCUAUGGGAGGCAAAGGAGGAGAUUGCUGGAGCUCUGGCAAAUCCACGUAAUACUCCCCUGGCUGCAGGUGAUCUGCCAGAUGACUGAGGAUAGCUAAUGUUGUUCCUUUGUUCAAGAUGGACAGCAAGGAUAGGCCAAGUAAUUAUAGGCCAGUUCGUUUGAUUUUACUGUGAGGAAAUUAUUUGAAAAAAUUCUGCGGGAUAGAAUUAAUCAACACUUGGAAAGACAGGAUUUGGUCAGGGAUAGUUAGCAUGGAUUUGUUAGAGGGAGAGCCUGUCUGGCUAAUUUAAUUGAGUUUUUUUGAAAAGGUGAUUAAAUAUAUUGAUGACCGUCUUGCAACUGAUAAUGGUUUAUCUGGACUUAGGUAAGUACUUAACAAGAUCCCAGAAAGAAGGCUGGUGCAAAAGGUAAGAGCCCAUGGGAUCCAAGGCAAGUUGGCAAACUGGAUCCAAUUGGCUCACAGACAGGAGGAACAAGUGAAGGUGAAGAGUUGUUUUUAUGAUUCUAAGCCUGUCACUAGCAGUGUUCCACUGGUGUUGGGAUCCUUACUUUUUUUAUGUAUAUUAACAAGUCAGCUGUGAAUGCAGACGGUAAAGCUCGUAAGUUUGCAGAUGACAUAAAAAUUGGUGGCAUUGUUGAUAGUGAGGAGGAUGGUCACAGUUUGAUAUUGAUCAGUUGGUAUAUUAGACAGAGCAAUGGCAGAUGGAAUUUAAUCCUGAUAAAUGCGAGGCGAUGGAUUUUGGGAGAUCUAAUAAGGGAAGGACACCUAGACAAUACUGAGGAAGAGUACAUAGGAAGACUAUUGUAGACAAGUUGAAACUUUUUUUUACCAACAUGGUAUAGCAAUGAAUGUCUUCAUUGUUCCAGCAUUUUUUUCAUUAUUUAAGCUAUUGGAUCAUUGGUUCACAGGAUUAUUUGGAGCUGAGUAUUUACUUUCAAUGGCAUGUCUGCUCAUAUUCCUAUCAAUGAGCCAGCCUGACUGGUCGCUUAUCAACAAUGUUCUUGGAUAUGAUAUACUGCAGAGUUUCCAGUCAUGGUCCCAGUCUCAAAUCAACAUAUCAAGAUGCAACAAAUUCACUCCAAUGAGUCAUAGCUUACUUGCCUUGCACAAGGGGUCAACAGACCUACAUAAAAGCUGAAGUUCCAUUUAUAUAUUAUUAUCUAGGACACAAUGCUCUUUUGUGCAUUGCAUGCCCACAUUCUAUGUUAUUUCAACUCCCUUUCUGGUAAAAUAGAAUUGCCUAGCCAAUUUCAGCCAAAUUCUAGCCUCAGCUGAAAGAGUUCUGUCUUUUUUUUAACUCACAUGGUAGUUGGAGGUGAGAAUUUAAUUGGCAGGCUGUAAAGAAAAUAAUGAAUUCAUCUGUUUCCAACUUGCAUUUUUUGUUUUAUGAUUGUGAAGUACCAACUCAGGCGAAACAGUCAGAAAAGGAAUUAAUAACGCAUGUCUUCUCUUUUGGAGGGUGAUGCAACAGUAUGAGGUAAGCUUGGGGAUAAAAUAACAAAGAAACAUCAUUAAAAUUAUAAAAUUGGGGAUUGCUUAUUCAUCAUAAGGUUUCAGAACUUAAGCAAUGUCAAUUAUUACUGGCACAGUUGUGUACAGCAUGAUGUACCUGAAGGACAAACAAAGGCUCCAUAAUAAGUUGGGACCUUGUGAUACUGUGGUAGUGGCCCAGAGGUCUGAGUUCAACUCCCACCUGCACUGCAGCUGUUUCAUGACAUAUCCAAAAAGAUUGAUUAAAUAUAAUUAUAAAUAGAUGAAGCACAGAAGGAGAAACUUGGACAGUGGCAGAUACGUAUAAAGAACUAAUUUCAGAUAACUGCAGGGAUAAGAUUAGCAAAAUGCAAUGCAAUGAUAUCUACAACAUAGCGUCAGAUAGCACUACAUAGAAUAGGAAUAAAUGAAUAUACAGAAAUAGCCAAUAAGAAAGGCACAGAUAGAACAUAGAACAGUACAGUACAGGAAUAGGCCCUUCAGACUACCAUAUCUGUGCUGACCAUGAUGUUAUUCUAAACUAAUCUCACCUGCCUACACAUGGUCCGUAUCACUCUAUUCACUGCCUGUUCAUGUGUCUGCCUGAUGCUGAGAAAAUAGCAGAUAUGGACACUAGUACAAAUACUAACUCAAUGGAGUAAUAUACAACAUCAGAUACCAGACCAGGACAGGAAGGGUGUCCAUAUUAUAUCAAGUAGCAAAGUCAGAUGCCUGAAAAAUAUGAGAUGCAAGCACACCAAUAUUUGUUGGAUUCCAGCAUAUAACAAAGAGUGACAGCAAAAGAAAUUCUAGAUACUGAGACAGGAAUAAAUUCUAGAAGACAUGCAAACGUUGGCACAAAAAUAAAUAAUAGCAUGGAACAGAUGCUGACAAAGGAAUAACUAUUAGUCAAACAGGAAUAAACAGUACCACACGUACAGAUAGGUCACAUUUAUAUAUCAGCAAGUGGAGAUACUGACAUUGUAACAAAGACCCAGCAUAGGUAGAAGUACCAUUACAGGAAUAAUUAUCAGCAUAGGCACAGAAAUAAAGUAUAACACAGGGACAGGUAUAUGUUUAUUUCAUUUACAAUAUCCAUUCAGCAUCCGUUCUGUCAAGUCCCUUCAGGUUUGUAUAUGUUUCCAUGAGAUCACUUCCCAUUCUUCUCAACUCCAAAGGAUAUAAGCCCAAUCUGUCCAAUAAUCUUCCUCAUAAAUGAAACCGUCAUUCCAGAAAUCAGUCAAGUGAAUCUUCUCUAAACUGCUUCUAAUGGAGUUAUGUCCUUUUUUAAGGAAAGCAAACUAUAUAUGAUAUUUUAGAUGUUUUCACAUGAAUGCCUUAUUCAACUGUAGCAAAACAUCUCCACUUCAUAUCCUAUUCACCUUGCAAUAAGUUAUAACUUAACCAUGGAUUCAGAACUCCACAAGGAGUAAUAAAGAGCACAAAUAAGAAUCUACAAAAUUAAUUGAAUAAUAUAAUAAUCUGUUAUGGAAUAAAAAUACAUAAAAAUCCUUGCAAACAUUUUCAUUACUCUUCUGAAGUCAACGAUAUACUAAAUUAUUGCUUCAACUUGUGUAAAUUGACACCUUUGGGGAUAUUUUAACCCAAAAUACCAGAAGUAUAUUAAAAUGUAACAAUAAAAUCACAAGCAGAAGAUCAAACCCACACUCUUUUAAGGAGGCAGUGCAGAAAAUGCAUAGUCUAUCCAUAUCCAAAGAGCAGAUCACUCAUUUCAUUAUUUUAGAUCCUCAAUGCUGCGUAUUAUUAGGCUGGGAUGGAGCAAAUUUAAGUUCAAUUCUGGUCUCGUCAACAUCCACGCAAACUCACUUUCUAACAGGGUCCUCUACAUCCUGAUUAGAAGUGGGACUACAAUCAGUGUCACCUCUAGCCCAAGCAGGUCUGGGUUCAAGGGUCUCAGCCAUGACCUUUGGGGACAGGUUCAAGAGGCCAGAGAAAACUUGGUGGUGAUGGGUCCCAAAGGGAGUCCUUCAUCGUUCAUAACCGUAAACUGCUCAGUUAAAAUUGUUGGCUUUCCAUUUGGCAUGGGCCCUCCUCCAUCAUGGAUAAAAUACCAAUAGGCCCAAGGGAGAGAGGACUGCCCAACAUGUCUACUGCUCCUGUAAAAUUUCAGCUGGGUGAUUAUGAGCAGAAAGGUAAUGACCAGAAAUGCCUGCUGAAUUUUCUCAGCACUUCUGCCUUCAGACUUGAUGAUGGGACAAAACAAACUUUAACCCACCAUUAAUCUCAUUAAACCUGGUCAAUUCUGCUCGGUCAAAGGUUUACCUACUGUGUUUUCUGUGAAAUCCAUAAUAAUUUGGAUUUAAUGAAAACAUAAUACCAUUCAUGUUCUUCUGUGGAUACAAUGCAAAUUCUGUGGUACAAAUGCAAAUAGUCAAUUCAGUAUUCCUAUAUAUUUUUAAUAUUCAUAUUCACUUUAAGUGAAAUACAAAGCUAUUAUGAUACACACAUAUGUUUAUAUUUACAUUGAAUUUGUUGGUUUGUGCUGUGGUUCAGGAUUAUGAAAUGUUAUUCAUGGUUUUGUUUAUUUUGUGGACCAAUCCAAAAAAAUGAUUCAAGACAGAAGUCUUAAUAAGAACUAGUGCACGAAAUGGGGCAUGGCAGUUAACUGAUGUGCAUUACAUUUACUGCCUUUUGAGACCAUCAAAAUUAUACUCAAUUUGCAUGUUUUUGUGAAUUUUGCACUCAUCAAAGUGUGUUUUUGAGAAAUAGAAUUUUCCCUGUAUUGUGAUUACUGUAGGUGCACAGUAGAACAUCUUUACAUUCCUAAUGUGGUCAGUCCAACCUUAGUAAAUAAUACCCUAUUGCUACCAGCUGAAUAAUCUUUCAGCCUAUUGAUUUACCUUCGUCUAGUGACGGUAUGCAUGUCUGUUAGAGACAAUUGUAGGCUCAAACCCUAAUUCAAAUAUAAUCUUGACUGAUACUUCUGUUCAAUAGUGCUAUAUUGUCGCAGGAAUAAAAUAAAUUAAUUGGCCAUAAAGUGAUUGGAGACAUUCUGAAAUGUUGUAAAUAUUUCAAAGCAAAUUACUUUUUUCUUUGAAUGAGGCUACCAGUAUAUAAUUGGUUUAUGUUAAGGGCUCAUGUCCAAUAGGAAUCAGACUAAUAUUGCCUCAGAUUCCUUCUAAGAUAGAAAACAUGAGGGCAGCAGGCCCAUUAGGCCUUCAAUCCAUCAUUCUCUAGGCUACAUUUGAAACCAAAUUCGCUAUUCAUAUUUUGAUCAGUGCUGAUUUUAAAGCAGUGAUGUCUUACACAAUUGACAGCCAUGCAUUGUCAAUGUAAUCAAUAUUGUGUGCAUAGAUAUUGUUUGUUUUUUUCACUUGUGAUUACAAUAUGUUUUGCUCUUCCUGUUAUCUGCUUCUCUGUAAUAUAUAAUAAAUUCUUGCAUUGAUUUAA
This is a messenger RNA of Chiloscyllium plagiosum (whitespotted bambooshark), 9168 nucleotides long. RefSeq names its product agouti signaling protein 1 (gene asip1). NCBI's taxonomy places the organism in Eukaryota, Metazoa, Chordata, Chondrichthyes, Orectolobiformes, Hemiscylliidae. Gene Ontology annotation, biological process: melanosome organization; hormone-mediated signaling pathway. Gene Ontology annotation, molecular function: neuropeptide hormone activity; melanocortin receptor binding. Gene Ontology annotation, cellular component: extracellular region. The record is from RefSeq and is a predicted model, not a curated record.